GUCAACCUCUAGCAAACUACCAUUAUGUUUGAUUUAACUUGCUUGGUUCUGAUUCUGGGAUCGCUAGCUGUAGUGGCUGACGCAGGCACAUGGGGAGCACCACUUCGAAUGUCUUUAGAUGCAAAUGGCGUACCCGAAUAUUAUUGUAAAGCGGGCGAUAAUUAUUUGAAUAUUGGUGAAAGUUUAAGAACAACAGAUUGUUUCGACUGUAAUUGUUCUUUUAGAUAUGGUCUCAACUGUGUAAGUAUCGGUUCAGCUCUUCAUAAAACAGGACGUAUGCAAGGAUGCCGCUUCGUUGAACUGCCUAACUGUUGUUAUAAGUUUGCCAGUAUCACCAAUCCAAAUGAAGAUUGUAUUCCGGAAACAUGUCCUAACUAAAGAUAACACGCAAAUUUCUACAGAAUUUCUGAAAUAUUGUUUAAAUAAAUUUAUCUCAAUUC
This is a messenger RNA of Lottia gigantea (owl limpet), 440 nucleotides long. RefSeq lists its product as hypothetical. NCBI's taxonomy places the organism in Eukaryota, Metazoa, Mollusca, Gastropoda, Lottiidae. The record is from RefSeq and is a predicted model, not a curated record. Bases 25 to 378 code for a protein of 117 amino acids. The transcript is spliced from 3 exons.